Molecule: messenger RNA, 19166 nt
Organism: Podarcis lilfordi (Lilford's wall lizard)
Lineage: Eukaryota; Metazoa; Chordata; Lepidosauria; Squamata; Lacertidae
Source: the annotation of a GenBank genome assembly
GCUUCUACUUGGCGACGUCGGUGGCUGCGAAGAGGACGCGUUUGGAGAGCUCCGCUUUUUGCGCACGGGAGAGUUUAGCGCACUGGGGGGACUUGCUCGUUUGGCGCUGCUGCGGCUGCCGAUUCCGCUCCGGAGGCUCCUACUGCUGCUGCUGCGGCUGGCCCAGCGUCGCUUUUCGCCCGGCAGGCGGCUUGGCGUUGUGCGCCCGGCUGCCUCUCCAUCGCGCGCUCCAGGCACCGUGCGCUCCCGGCUGGCCCGUGCCUGGCUCCUGGGCCCCGCUGCUGGGGCGCCCCGCUCUUCCCGGCCGGCUCUACUCGCGCGCCGCCGAUGCUGAACAUGAGCGAGGAGCACUCCAAAGCCCUGGAGGCGCCGGGCAGCCCCGCGGGCACGGCCAGCUCCAUGUCCCACGUGGACUCGGACUCGGACGCGCCGUCGUCGCCCGCUGGCUCGGAGGGGGCCCCGGGGGCGCCCUCGGCUUCUUCGCAGCGACCCGGCGGCGGCCCCAAAGGCGAGCCGGGCGACGUGGACGAGCGCUUCCCGGCGUGCAUCCGCGACGCCGUCUCGCAGGUGCUGAAGGGCUACGACUGGAGCCUGGUGCCCAUGCCCGUCCGCGGCAACGGGGCGCUGAAAGCCAAGCCGCACGUCAAGCGGCCCAUGAACGCCUUCAUGGUGUGGGCGCAGGCCGCCCGGCGGAAGCUGGCUGACCAGUACCCGCAUCUGCACAACGCCGAGCUCAGCAAGACGCUCGGCAAGCUGUGGCGGUGAGUGGCCGGGCCGGGGCGCGCGGGGCUGGGCUGGACGGGGCUGGACGGGGCGGACGAAGCGCAGCAGCCCGCGGUGGGGAGAGAAGUCGCGCCUGCGAGGGCAAGACGCGCAGAGAACGGAAAGGUGACGGCCAGGGACCUUUCCCUUUAAAGUUAACGCGCCCCGACGGGAAUGAAUGGGAGUUACUUCCAAGGAAUACACUCAAGUAAAUGGUGUGGGAUUCCAGUCCUAAACAGAUUGAUGACAAAUUAAUUGCAUUAGAACACCAGUGGGAGUAUUUAAAAAAAACAAAAAAAGCGAAGUUUUAAGAUUGGGAUAGCCUUCCCUUUUUUUCGGGGGAGGAGUGUAUGUUACAUUUUUUGCUUUCCCCGCAGCACUUAGGCAGCAGACCUCAAACCCGUCUUAAAAUCGUGUUACUUUUUGGUCUGCUAUUGUAUUUUAUCUUAUCUUAUCCCUCCCAUUCCCCCUUUUAGCAAAAGGUAGCCCAAGGUGCUCCAGUAAAUAUAAUGUCAUGGCAGAGUGGGUUUGAACCCUGUUCUCCCAGUUCCUACUCUGACACACCAUUUCUUUAUGCUUGCUGUAGUGUGGUUGGAAAACUUUCCAGACAUUUAACGGUGUAUGAAUUUAAGUACAUAAAUUAAGACUUUAUGGGUAUUAAGGCCCCUUUGGAGAGAUUAGAUGGUGUUCAAUUUCUCUCUCCCCAAACCUAUCCUUAAUGUAGAUGGAGUAGGGUUCAUUUGAACUCAAUUUCAUGUUUGUUUUUCUGGAUCUCCAGAUUUGAAGAAGGUGAAACAUAAACUGGGGGUGGGGGGAGGCAUCUGAGCUUUUUAAAAAAUUCCAUCAAACCCAUCUUAUUUCUUCCCAAUUAAAAUUAGUAGAGCUCUCCCCUCCCCCAGCAUUUUGUGUCGGAAAAAAUUAAUUCCGUUGAAGUUUGUGCUGCUUGUAAGAGAGACUGAUUAGGAAGUGGGGGAAACGGACUGAAAAAAACAGGGAGGUCAUAGGAGUCACUUUUUGUGAGCAUUAUGGAGUUAGUGAUGUCUCUUCCCAAAGGAGCACUGUAUGAAACAUUUCCUAACCAUUCCCAAGUUUCGAAUCACCUGGGGUGUCUCUUGCUGUUACAGUGGGGGGCCCAGUAGAGUCUCCAGCAGCUCUUCGGCUGAUAAAUCCCAAAGUCCGGGAACACCUGGUGGAAAUCAAAGGCACAGGCAGCAUAAUGAGGGACAGCUGGUGUGGAGGGGGGGGAGAGAGAAAGAAACAUCAAGGUUCAAAUCAGGGACAUUUCUGCUACUUGAAAGGCAUGCACUUUAAACCUACCCACCACCAAAGCACCCCCAAAUUCCCCCAAACUUCUCCAGGCUGCCUCUUCUGUCUUGGCAAUUCUGAUGGUUGCUGAGAGCAGCAUGGAUCUCAGUUGUGCCUCACUGCCUGGGUGGAAAAGCAUGUGAGGUGUGCUACGGCAUUGCUUUCAAGGCCGCAGUGGCCUCCUAGCAACCUUGUAGCAUCCAGCUGUCUGGUUGCGUGGGCGAAAAUCCUACUUAGUGCCCCCCCUUUCCUCCCAAACUUUUCUCUCCCAAAGCAUUGCACACUUUGGAGGGCUAUACCCCCCCCCCAGUAAAUGUGGUAUUAAAAGGGCACACUCCUCAGAGCUGUGAAGGGCCCACUAUUCAAAUAUUCUUGUUUUUCUUUAGAGGCUUUGGGAAUUGGGUAUGAUUUAGUUCAAUAACCCAAUGGGUUAUUUCUUGGCUCUGCCAGUUUUUCUCCUCCUGUUUCGGAAGAAAUAGCUAUCAAUCUAUUACUUAUUUCCUAUUAUUAUUUAUUUAAAAAUUCAAAACUUUAAUUAGUGCCAGUAAUGUGUGAACAGGAUGCGGGCCAAACCCAGACUGGCUCAUCUGGCUCAGUGAAGUCUGCCCUGACAGGCAGCAGCACUCCAGGGUUUUGGGAAUACUCCUUUGCAUUUUUUAAAGACCCAUUUCAUUGCCUCUUCAUAAGGAAUAGAAGAGCGCCAUUUUCAUGUCAAAAACAAGAGUCUCAUGGAACCUUCGUAGGCUGAAAUAUUUCAUCUGCAGGUCUGUGCCUGUAAAGCCUAUGCCUAACAAUUCUGUUGGUUUUUACGAGGUGCCACAGGAGUUUGUUUUGUCUCUUGGUUAGUGUCUAUUUUCCUCUCAAGGAUGGCAGUGCUACCCUUGACACCUUUGUGGGUGUGAGAGUGAAUCUGUUGACAUUUCCAUGUGGUAUUUUCAGACCAAGUCUACUUCUGUUAGGGUUUGCUCAUAAGAGGCGUUGGGUUGUUCCGAAGCCUGUGAUUCGGAAAACGAAAGCCAUAGGAAGCGGACUUAUAUUGUUUCAGACUGUUUGGUCCACCUAGUUCAGUAUUGUCUAUGCUGUCAAGGGUUUCAGAAAUAAUUCACUUCCAGCCCUACCUGGGGAUUGAACCGAGGACCUUUUACAUGAAAAACAGAUGCUUAUCCACUGAGCUAUGGCCGUUUCCCAUUUGGACAUUGGGUGUGUGGCAACAGGGUAAAGUUGUGUUAAAGCUACUGCAUUUUCCUUCAGGCUCCUGGACUACUAAACUUGAACCCUUGGUUAGAAAUGUCAACACUUUAAAAAAAAAGGUUUUAAUGAUACCUUCAUGUAACCAAUUACCGUAUUUUUCGCUCUAUAAGACACACCAGACCACAAGACGCACCUAGUUUUUGGAGGAGGAAAACAAGAAAAAAAAUAUUCUGAAUCUCAGAAGCCAGAACAGCAAGAGGGAUCGCUGCGCAGUGAAAGCAGCAAUCCCUCUUGCUGUUUUGGCUUCUGGGAUAGCUGCGCAGCCUGCAUUUGCUCCAUAAGACGCACAAACAUUUCCCCUUACUUUUUAGGAGGGAAAAGUGAGUCUUAUAGAGCAAAAAAUAUGGUACUUUGAAGGAAUAACAAAUAUAAAUCCUGAAUGAAAAAUGCAACUGGUACCACCUCCCAGUGCCACAUUUUUUUUUAUUUUUUAAAAACCUUACUUGCAUUAUUAUUAAUGUAAAUAAUUAUUCGAUGGUACUAGUACAGAGCAGUCUCAACUCUCUCCUUUUACUUUGAAGGGAUAAGGAAAUGGGGGAGAAGGUCCCCCCCCCCAUUCCGUAGCCACUGAACUUAAUGAUAGUAGAAUCAUAAAAUUGAUCAUUCUAGUCCCACCAUGCGUUCUCUCCAGGUUGUAAUAAUCAAAUUGACUGUGCCGUAUUUACUGCAUGCGGUUUUAAGGCUGUGGCAAAGGGUCUAAAAGAAGUAGAAUGCCUGCAGCAAAUAGACGAAGCAGCAGCGACUGACCUGGCCAGUCCUCGUGGAAUAUCAAACUGCGUAGCAAAAAUAAAUCGUGCCAGCAGUAACUGUUGACUUGGCUUCGUCAGAUUAGUGAACCACCUUUGCAAUCUGCCAGCGCUUUCCUUCUAGAUUAUUUGCUCAUGUUUUCUCAGUAGCUGCUGCAAAGAAUGUAAUUUGAUAAGAUGGUAAUACUACAACAUAGUACUGAUACAGUCCAUUUCAAGUGUGGUGCCUAUAUUAUCUCUGCAUUAAUCUUUGCCACAGCUGCAUAAGGUAGUCCAGUAUUAUUAUUCCCAUAUUGCAGAGGCUGUGGCUGAGAGAAUAGUGGCUUGCCCAAAAAAAUCUCCCUACUGAGUUUAUUAUGACUCAAGUGAAAUUUCAUCGAGGGUUCUUCGUCGCUCACAGCUCAUUCCUUUAACAAUUGCCUGUUCUGUGAGCCCCACCAGACUGGUGAUCUUCAGCAUGCCGUUGACUCAACAGUAGUGCAUUAGUGGUGGUUAAAUACUGGACCAUCCAAACGUCAUUUUGCUGUAGCAGUAGCUCUGUGAUGGCUCCCCAGUUUUAUUGCACUCUUGCAUUAUAGCACUGCAAAAGCAGGAGACACGCCCUGAGACAUUUGUGGCAUAAAAAGUUACAGGAUUUCAGGAGGAAGCUACAGAGUAUGCGCAGAUUGGAAACACAGCAGUGCAUCUGCCCCAAGACUUUUGCGGGCACAAACAGCAUUGAAAGUGCGAUCACAUGCAGUGUAACUGGCCUAGUGUCGUCAAUGUUAAAUGAAAAGGACAUCUGUCUGCAUUUGAUGCAUGUGCUGGGCACCGUUUCUGGGAUAGUUGCAUGAUCAACAUAUGUGCUUGGAGUCUAGUGUAAGAGGUGGAGGGGAUACCAUGAGUCAUUUGGUCCAGCCCCUUUUCAUAACGCUGGAAAUCUAUAACAUCAUUGUCAGAAGCUAACCCUUUUUGUUCUUGGAAGGGGAUUGUGAUUUUUGCAUUUCUCCGAGCUGUUCUGCUUAAUAUUCCCUCUGAGGCUAAAGCUCCCCUUACAUCAAAGUAGGUACCAGUGAAUAUAGUGGAGCCAGUCCACAAGCAUAUAUUCCUGAGGGAUAGCUUGGUUGGUAGAGCAUGAAACUCUUAAUCCCAGGGUUGUGGGUUCAAGCCCCAUAUUGGGUGAAAGAUCCCUGCAGAUUCCUGCAGUUAGACUAGAUGAUCCUCUUGGUCCCUUCCAAUUCUGUGAAUAAGGUCACCAUGCACACCCAUCUCCCCAAAAGGGACAUGCUGUCGCUCCUUGUUUUAGGAUUGAGUCACUCAUCAGAUGGGCUGUGUGUGUAAAUGGAUCAUCCCACUUCUGAUAACACAUACGACUUUCCCUUCAGUUUUGACACGGGAUGGUUCCCAGUGGAGCUAGUUUGCACCUUGGCUGUCAGUAAGCAAGGCAUCCAAUCAUUUUUACCUAAGUGCAUGUGAAUUAUUGGCCUCUGUUUCCAGGAUGCCUUUAAAAUACUCCUUGUCAACAAGCUGGGAAGUUUGACUUAGUAGCCUAGAGCAGCCAAGUACACUGAUGCAGCCGAUCAACUGACAGCCUUAUUAUUUUAGCUCUUUUUUAAAACAACAACAACAAGAUUAUUGCUCAGAGCAGGACGGGCACAGCUGAAAGCAAUGCAACACACCCCUGGAGCUUUAGGGAGUAGCCUCUUAGUGUCUCUCCUAUUCGACCAGCUGGAUUUGCAUGGAUGCAUUUAUGCAAUGCUUGGCUACAAUGUGCUCUGACGUAUAAUGAGUUUAAAACCUUUGCGGAAUAGUUGUGUGUGCUCGAUCCAGAACCAAAAAGAUGCAGUGUUAAGGUUGGCGGCAUAAUACUACAUAACAGUGCCAUCUGAUGCAAGUUUGCUCGGAAGGCGUACAUUGUUAAAGAGCUAAGUCCAGUGGGGCCUCUUUCCUAGGACUGCAGUUUCAGUAUGUUCCCAGUAAGCACAUGUACCUGAACAUAGGCUGUAUGUGUGUGUCUGUGCGCAUGCACACAUACACUGUAAAGGGAGUGGGCCACAAAUGGAGAAGCCAUGGUAUUGAAACCCGCUCUUUCCUGUUCAAAGCACCAAUAAUGUGUGCGUCCAAAGACUUAUGCACAGUCCGUGUUUAUAGCAAAGGGUUUGGAGUUGUUGUUCGCAUCCCUGUUCAGUGCAGCUCAGCGGCUGAUGGUGGACUGGUCACUCUCUCAGCCUAGCUUAUGGUACGGAAGAUAGAGCGACCAGGAUGCUGUUGCACACUGCCCCAUGAUAGCUGCAGACAAGGUGAAAGAGUAUAUGAAAUAUCCCCCACUGCAAUCCUAUAUAUCACUGUUUUGAUUUAUGCCCCGCUGAGGCAAAUGGACCUUACUCCCAGGUAAAUGAGUCUAGGAUCAUGGCCUCAUUCUCACGGAAUCAGGAAGAAAAGUAAUAUUUGGAUGGAAAGGACAAAAAUUGAGCACUGUUCCUUUUAGAUCAGAGCUGGGCAGAAAGUAGAUCAGGGUCUGUUGGUUGAACUGGGGUGAACUGAAGAUGUCAUGGAUUUCUGGCUUCCAGGAAAUGGACCAUAGGUUAAUUGUAGAGGAUCUCCCUUGCAUGCAGAAGGUGUCAGGUUCAAUCUCUGGCAUCUCUAGGUAGAGCUGUGAGAUACUCGCUGUCUAAAAACCUUGGGCAGCUGCUGCCAGUCAGUGUAGACAAUACUGAGCUAGAUGAACGGAGGGUGUGACUUGGUAUUAGGCAGUUUCCUAUCCAUCUUAGUAUCUUCUAAUUGUUUAAACAAUGGCAACCACAGAGUUACUCUUCUCUUAAACUAUACUGCUGAAAUGAUGAAAGCUGUAUGUGUUCAAUAGGAAUGGCUUUUUGGUUUGGGAGGAAUGUGAGCACAGGUCAGUUUUGGUACUCAAAACCGAAUUCCUGGGCUCAUAAUUCUUUUAUUCUCAGUAAAUGUCUUGAGCAUCUGGCUCCAGUUGAUAGAGCUCUGGGUUCUAGCAAAACACUCAGAGUAGCUCCCGCAAGCGUGAAGUCUGCUCACUCCUGCUAUAAGGUAUUAAAGCGUAGCCAGGGAAAGCUCUUAACGUGCACUCUUUUUUGUUUUUGUGUUUGCAGUUUAAUCUUGAGCAUAUCCAAGGUGAAAUCUGUGCCUUUGAACAUUGCUGUGAAUCUUUGCCUCUCCCUGUAGAACCUGAAACAGCACUCCUGCUUUUGCUCCCAGGUUAAUUUAAUGGGUGAGGUGGUUGCCACAUUGAACUUUUCUGCCCCUGGCACCAAAACCUCUUAUGCUGCCAGCUGUGACUAUUUGUAAUCUAUUGGCAACCGUCUGCAGUCCAGUGAAAUUGGCUGAUAAUUAAUGGUCACUUCUAGCAUCAGUAGCUCCUGAGCUGUAUGACUUACUCGCUAAAGCAAUUUGCAGUUGCUUAACUUUUCCUCUUCCAGUUUGCAAUCCCCCCCCACCUUUAAACGAAGAGAGUCUGUUUUUAACCUUCUGCUGAUCCCAAAUGGAAUUUUUUUUAAAAAACCCAGCAUUUUGGUCUAGUGCCAAACAUGUCAAGGUCCCUCUAGAAGAACCGAAUUAUUUCCCGAGGCUUGGGAGCCUGGAGCCUUUCGGCUGCUGCAAUCGUCUCUCAUAACAGGAACCAUUUCUUUAUUUUUUUGUUCUGCACACAUUUGUGUUUCUGUUCAUCCAGGUGAAUCUCAAGCCAAUCUUCUGGGACAAUGGGGACCUGGUCCCCAAACUAGGGAAUGUCCAGUAUCCCAGUAACUGAUUAGUGUUAUCCAAGGACGCCAGAAUGUAGGAGCAGAAAUUGCUCUUUGUAAACAGAGCAGAGCACGGGAAAGGAUUUGAGAGGGGGAUAUGGGAGGUUUGUUUGGCUCCUGGUGUUGGUGUGUGCGGUUUCAGAUUUCCAUUCCAUCUUACUUCUUUCUCUCCUGUUUAAAAGCAGUGGCGGCACCGGAAAAAAAUUCUUGGAGGGCACAGAAAAGGGCAAAUUAUAUUUCCAGGUGGGCGAGAGAGAAAAACGAUGGCUUAUGUCAAUGACAGGAGUUCAGCAUUCAGGACACUUGCCCCUCUGCCCCCUUUGGGCACCCCUGUGUUUUAAGGUGGCAGAAGCUCAAGGGCAUGGCAUCUGCUUUGCACACAAAAGAACCCAAAUUCAGUCUCCAGCAGCAUCCCCAGGGAGGGCUGGGAAUGUCCUUGUGCCUGAAUCCUUGGAGGGCUGCUGCCAGGCGCUGUAAAGGUAAAGGGAGGGACCCCUGACCAUUAGGUCUGGUCAUGGCAGACUUUGGGGUUGUGGUACUCAUCUUGCUUUAUUAGCCGAGGGAGCCGGCGUACAGCUUCUGGGUUAUGUGGCCAGCAUGACUAAGCCGCUUCUGGCAAACCAGAGCAGUGCACAGAAACACCGUUUACCUUCCUACAGGAGCAGUACCUAUUUAUCUACUUGCACUUUGUGCUUUCGAACUGCUAGGUUGGCAGGAGCAGGGACCGAGCAACGGGAGCUCACCCCGUUGUGGGGAUUCGAACCGCUGACCUUCUGAUCGGCAAGCCCUAGGCUCUGUGGUUUAACCUACAGCGCCACCCGUGUCCCUGCCAGGCGUUGUAGACAGUACUAAAUUGGAUGGACUAGCAGUCUGACUCUGUAUAAGGCAGCUUGUUCUGUUCCUUGAAAAAAUAAAAAUUGCCGGCCUCUCACAACUGCGGGAAAUGGCUUUUGCUGCAGAGAACUUGAUUUUCGAAAGCAGACCAGGCCAACUCUACAAUCCUAUGAUUCUCUUGCCUGUCCUCCCUUUUGGUAAUAGCCGGUUGCCAGUGAAAACAGCAAGUCUAUUGAGCCCCUGGAUCUGAUGUGAUGUGGCGCAUUUGGCUGGAUGAGGAUUGUUGGUUGUAUAAGCACGAAUUUAAAUUGCUCGUGUGUUUGUGGUGCUUUAGAAAUAACGAGUGACGUACAAGAUUAGUCGUACUUGGAGCUAGACCCAUUGAAAUGAAUGGAGUUAAGUAAAUUUAGUUUAUUGAUUUGGGUAGUCUGACUUAGCUGGAUAUCACACAAGUGUCUAUUUGGGCUCAUAUUAUUUAGCAGUAUCUUCCCUUUGUUUAAGCCUUUCAUAGUUAAGUGGAAUUUUCCCGUAUAAACAUAUGGAAAUUAAAUGAGUGAAAUACGCUUUGCCUGUAAUCUUUUAUUUGUCUCUUGCAAAUAUUAUCAAGUAGUUUCCUGGAAAGAUUUGCAAAAAGUAAAAACUGUCACUUCCUCUUCAUACUCUGGGUUGUAGCCAAUGCCAGCCCUACUCAGAGUAGAUGCAUUGAAAUUAAUGGACGUUGCUAACUUAAGUUCAGUACAACUUGGUUAGGUAUAACCCUUGGUGUUCGCUAAGAGCUAAUAGUGUUCUAACAGUGCAAUGCUAUGCACACGCACAUACCUGGGAAUCAGUCUGGUUGAAAGCAGUGAGCUUUACUUCUAAGUAGUGAUACCUAAGAUUGUGCUGGGUGAACUUUGUGGUUCAGGGUCCAUGUUUUCCGUGCAUUGUUAAAAGUUCUAUGGAUCAAAAAUAUGGUAGAAUACGCAGGAGAGAGAUACCUGUGCAUAUGGGGAGAAGGGGGUACAAGGACAGGAAAAUGCUAGCAGGUGCAAAGGAAGGGCUUUAAAAAUCAUCAUCAUCAUUUGCUCAAGCUGACCAUUACAGUAGUACCUCGGGUUAAGUAUUUAAUUCAUUCCAGAGGUCCAUUCUUAACCUGAAACUGUUCUUAACCUGAAGCACCACUUUAGCUAAUGGGGCCUCCUGCUGCUGCCACGCCGCCGGAGCACGAUUUCUGUUCUCAUCCUGCAGCAAAGUUCUUAACCCCAGGUACUAUUUCUGGGUUAGCGGAGUCUGUAACCUGAAGAGUAUGUAACCUGGAGCAUAUGUAACCCGAGGUACCACGGUAUUUAGUUUGCAAGUCCUCUUGUCAGCUAAGAGAGUAUUAGAGACUUUGAAAUGGUGUAAGCCUCCUAUAUGGAACAGACAAGUGUGUAUGGAGAACAAAUGCAGGAGAGCUGCAACGAUAAAAUUAAAACUCAGGGGAUGGAGGAAGGUGGUGGCUGUUGUAAUCUGGUUUGUGUUGGUGCUUAAAUAUGCGUGUCCCAAACUCACCCUUUUCACUGCUCUAGGAUAACAUUUUGGUAUAGCUACUUUGCUUUUUCCUUCUUCCUCAGAUCCUACCCCAAAGUGUUUCUCCCCCACCCCUCUGCCUUCAUCUCUCUGUAAUCUCUCCUCCUGGAGUCUGGAGGGAAGGCUAAGGACUCUUAAGAACGAAACCUUGGGUUCCUCUCUGACUCACGGCUCUCAGCCGCUGAAUGCAAAUCUUUUUUCACAAACUGCCAGCCGAACAGUGUGAUCGAUAAACAGCUUAAUGCCACCACAGCAACAGCGGUUUUAAAUUGAAGUUACCUGCCAGACCCACAAGGGCAGCUUAUGAGGGAGGACAGUAUAUGGGUCCCAUUUUUCCCUGUAAAAAGGUGAGGGUCAAACCAACAGCUACAACAUGGGAGUGCAAGCAAGGCUGUGUGGUGAUCAGGAUCUGAUACAUUUUAAUUGUAUUGGUUUAAGUGGAAACACUAGAGUAGAAGUCUUUUUUUAUGAAGUAUCAGUUGGCAGUAAUAGCAAUAGGAAUAAUAAAGAUAUAGCAGUCCAUCCGCUGAGGUUUUCUCCUAAGUAAAUGAUUUCCCACAAGCAUUCAGUAGGACUCGUUGUUCCAAAUAAGUGUGCAACAGAUUGUAUUUUGACUGUGGGAUCCUAUACAUGUCUACUCAAAGGUAGAUUUAAUUGAGUCCCAUGUAGCUUUCUUCAUGCUAAAUGGAUUUAGGAUUGCAGCCUGAACAAGUUUACACUGAAAUUGCGCUCGUCUUCUCUGCCUGGAAAGUUUGCUUGAUGGAUAUAAAAUUAUGUAAAAUGAGAAGGGUAGAGUGACUAGAGAAGAAGAAAAACCAACAUUUUGUAUAUUGCUGUGGUUCAGGAUUUCUGAAACUUGUAACAAAGAUUAAAGAAUACAUUCCAAAGAUUUGGAAAUACUCGAAAGACUCGCCUGUAAAAUAAUGUUUAACUUGGGUAUUGUUCGUUGCAGCGAUGGGAAAUCUGAUCUGUUAUAUGCAACUGGUAGGAGAGCUGUAUAUAAUUUCAUUAAACCCUUUUUAAUGGAAAACUGCAUUCUGUUCAGGAGCAGAAAGUCGCUGUUGAGUUCCAAAUUAUACGUGGUAAUUUAUAUAGAUAAUUGCUAUACUGCUGUUUGCGCAGACAAAAAUAAUUUUAAAAAUCAUAAAUUAACACAUGUAGCAAAUCACUAAACAAUAUUUACUGAUAGCAAGAGCAGGACUGAUCAGUGUCUCCUCCUUCAAAAGCAUGCUGGAAACAAUGUGUCAACCAGCCACCUGAAACCAUAAAGAGGUUGGGCCCCCCCAGACCCAGGUCCUACCUUAGAAGGAAGUUCAAACACAAGGAGCCACCACUGGAAAGGCCAUGCCCCAUGCCUUCAUGCCAUGUUCAUCAUACUGAGGAGGAAUCCUCAGAAGGGCCUCAUGAACUGAAGGCAGAAUUCAGCUGAAGCUGAAUAUUCAAGUCGUACAAAUUUCACUUGAGAGUAAAGCAGAAUGUCAAAGCUCUCCAACUGGAAUUUUCUGCUUUGGCUGGUGUUUUCAAAGUUUCUAUAUAGUCCUAUACACAUUUAUCUGAAAAUAAACCUUGAACUUAACGGGAUUAGACAUGCAUAGUAUUGUUCUGUUCUAAGUUACUUUGUAAUAUCAGUUAAACAUCUAAAUUUUUAAUUUUUGAAAAAUCUUCCUAAAACACAUGAAAACAAUUUCCUGUUAAAUAUGAAGCCCAUGCUGUGAUGUGAUAUCUGGGAAUGUGGAAGAAAUUCAGUCCAAUCUGCAAUUAAAUGCAAACCUACCUAAUUUGCACUUUUCUGAAACAGCCGUCCUUCAAAAUUUGUAUUGGGGGAAAUUGUAUUGCAAAAAUACAUAUAUUAAGCAGAAUUGCAUGCAAACAUGUACAUUGGGGGGGGGGAGAAUGCACUAAAAUGAUGAAUUUCCAUGAAGACUUUUUUAAAAAAGAAAAAUUGCAAACUGAUGUGGAAAAUUGAAUUUAAGACUGGAAAAAUGAAGUGGUAGCAUUCUCCAGUAAGAGAAAUGCUCUCUUUACUUACACUGGGGCAGAAGUGUGACCUUUGACUUGGCUUUCCAGACCAACACACUUGAGACGUAUAUUGCAUAAAGCAGGGGUCAGCAAACUUUUUCAGCAGGGGGCCGGUCCACUGUCCCUCAGACCUUGUGGGAGACCGGACUCUAUUUUUUUGGGGGGGGGGGAUGAAUGAAUUCCUAUGCCCCACAAAUAAUCCAGAAAUGCAUUUUCAAUAAAAGCACACAUUCUACUCAUGUAAAAACACGCUGAUUCCCGGACCAUCCGCAGGCCGGAUUUAGAAGGCAAUUGGGCCAGAUCCGCCCCCCGGGCCUUAGUUUGCCAAGCCAUGGCGUAAAGAGAUUGUUGUUGUUUAGUCGUUUAGUCGUGUCCGACUCUUUGUGACCCCAUGGACCAGAGCACGCCAAUCCCUCCUGUCUUCCACUGCGUCCUGCAGUUUGGUCAAACUCAUGCUGGUAGUUUCGAGAACGAGAAGCUCUCGAAGUAAAGAGAUUAGAUUGCAGUAAUCUACCGUAUUUUUUGCACUGCACCAUAACACUCACUUUUUUCCUCCUAAAAAGUAAGGGGAAAUGUCUGUGCAUGUUAUGGAGGGAAUGCCUACGGGUGGCAUGCCUAUGGAUUUUCCUCCUCUAAAAACUACGUGUGUGUUAUGGUCGGGUGCGUGUUAUAGAGCGAAAAAUACGGUAGUUUUUGAAUGGAAGCAAUGAUUUUAAUCUCUCUUUUUUCUCUCCAAAAGUUUGCUAAGUGAAAGUGAGAAGCGUCCCUUUGUUGAAGAAGCCGAGCGCUUGCGAGUCCAGCACAAGAAGGACCACCCAGACUAUAAAUAUCAGCCACGCAGGAGGAAAAGCGUCAAGGCAGGCCAAAGCGAUUCUGAUUCGGGAGCCGAACUGAGUCAUCACAGUGGGAACCAGAUCUACAAAGCAGACACUGGUCUGGGAUCCAUGAGCGAAACUCACCACCACAGUGACCACGCAGGUAAGGAAAGGGGAGGGCGACAGAUUUAUACAGUGGUGCCUCGCAAGACGAAAAGAAUCCGUUCUGGGAGUCUCUUCGUCUAGCGGUUUUUUCGUCUUGCGAAGCAAGCCCAUUGACGGAUUAGCGGAUUAGCGCUAUUAGCGCUAUUAGCGGCUUUUAGCGGCUUUUAGCAGCUUAUCAGCUUAUCGGAUAAGCAGAUAAGCGGCUUAGCGACUUAGAAAAAGAGGGGGAAAAGGGGAAAAAAACCCCAGGAACUCGCAAGACAUUUUCGUCUUGCGAAGCAAGCCCAUAGCAGAUUCGUUUUGCGAGGCACCUCCAAAACGGAAAACUCUUUCGUCUAGCGAGUUUUCCGUCUUGCGAGGCAUUCGUCUUGCGGGGCACCACUGUAAUGGGAAACACCGAGAGGGCUGCAAAAGUCACUCAAGGUGUAAUUGUUCACAAUGUAUAACAGUGUAACAACUUAUAGACACAAUGCUAAAAUGUAGUAUAUAUUUAAUAAAUGAAAGGGCAUGUGCCAUUUCACCCUUUUUCAAAUGCUCUUCCCAGUUGCCAAGCAAUUAAGUCACAUCUACCGCAUACAUUUAAAGCAAAUAGCUUUUCUAAAAGAAUCCUGGGAACUGUAGUUUAAGCGGACUGGCAAUUGUAACCCUCAGAAGGGUAAUCUACAGUUCCCAGGAUUAUUGGGGAGGGAGUGCCUUGACCUUUUAGAGCGGUAGCGCAGUGCAGUGCUUUCAGUGUCUGGUGUGGCUGUGUCCUUGGAGAAAACAGCAUCUAUAUGCAAUGACAGGGCGCAGUUUCUUUAAAAGGGAAGGGAUCUAGCUACGGGUUAGAGCAUCAUCUUUGGCUCAAUCCCCAGCAUCUUCAGAUUGGACCAGGAACCUUUUGGGUAAUAUUUGGGCUCACCUGUUCCCCCUUUGCCAGUGAACAAGGGGAGAACCCAGCCCAUUGCCCACUCUUACUUCUGCACUCCUGUCUCUUGCCCAACACUUCCUUGCAAAAAAAAAACCCCACAGGGAUUCCCUUCACAGCUAUCCGUUCUUUGCUUCUGUUCCUACUUAGUGGUGCCGUCGGUGCAGCUCUUUGAGCAAAUAUCCAGGGUGCCUCUUGGCAGAAUGAGAAGGAGGGUCCCCCAAGGCAGCAAAGUGAGACUUGACCACAUUUUGAAGUCACUGAGCAUCAAAAGAGCCUGUCUGCUGGAUCAGGAUGAAGGAGGCUCAUCUAGUCCAACAUCCUGGUCUCACAGCGGCCAACCAGAUGUCCCACUGGGAAGCCAUCUGCAAGGAUGGGGAACCUGGAGCCCUCCAGAUGUUAUUGGAUUCCAACUCUCAUUGUCCCAGGGCUGUCAGAUACUUUUGCUGAAAACCAUCAGUCAUCACAAAAAUUACAAAUAGUUACAUUGCGAAGUACGUUUUCGCAUCAGUGGUUCCCCACGUCAUGCAGUAAAAUCUCCUGUGGCAUGUUGGGCUGCUAAGGCAGGCACAGAAGCCUUGCAUAAUUUUCUCCCAUUUAUCAGCAGGCAACGUAUUUUUUUCCAUAAUAUUCGGAACAGGGAAACUCUCUGAAAAAUCCCUUGGAGAAAUCACUUCCUGGAGAAUUGUGUGGGGAGCGAUAAAAUUCUCACUGAAGAAUAGUUUCCACCUCUUCCUGGCUGCAAGUAACAUCAGUGCUGAUGGAUAGAUAUUCUAGCAUGUCUCCCAUCUAAAUACGGAGGAGACAUAGUUUGAAAUCUCAAGGUUGUGGGUGCCUUCCGUGUUGGAUCAACCAAUAAUUAAACAGAAAUAAUCUGGAAGGCCAUAAUCAAAUUUCACAGAAUAAUAAUAAAUUAAGUUGCAUAGUUUGGAGAUGAUUCUAUUGGCUGAGGUUGGUGGGAGCUGGAGUGUGACAACAUCUGGGAAGAUGGGAAAGUUUGCCCACCCUAAUCUAAAGCCGCCCCCCCCCCAAAUCCAGCAUCUAAAAUUACCCAACCAUACCACUGCCCACUCCAGACUUAAUCAUGUAUUAAAUAUCUACCCUGCCUUUCCAAAGGAGCCCAGGGUGACAAACAUCAAAAUGUUAAAACAAUACAUAAACAUACUUAAAAUGUGUAAAAGCCAGCUAAUUUUUUUUCCAAAGCAAUUAAAGAAAAAAAUUUCAAAACAUUUAGAGCAUCUAAAAGUGUUUCAAAGUGAUCACAUACCCUCAAAGUUACUGGCCAGUAUAUGUCAGCCAUCGGAUGCCUGGGUAAUACGGUACUUGCCAGAGCAUCAGAGCUUACCCCAGGAAUCUUGUCUCAAUGCUGAGCCCAGGGAAGUGUGCUUGUUCUCUCAUUUGGAGGCGUGUGUGUUCCUCCAUAUCUAUGGAGAACUUUUACAUGUGACUGCCCCAUUUAUUGCAGUGAAAGAAAAAGACGACCACAAACCAGCGUAACUCUGCAUUUCAGCAUCCGCAUUCCAUGCAGGGCCCACUCCUUUGCAUCGCUACUUAAAGAGGGUCUUUGGGUAGCAAGGAGAAAUUUUAGAUCAGCAAAAUGGGGGAGAAGGUUGACGUUUGGCAGUCCCAACUCAAGCCUUCACUACAACUGCUUUUAAGCUAAGGCAAGAGAUCAGAUUGUGGAUCUCUAAUUUGUCUGGCUUGACCCCUCAGUCAACCAGCUAGCCCCCUCGAUGGAAGCUGUAGACCCAAACAUCUGGAGGGUACCAUAUUGGGGCACUGGUUGGUAUAGACCAGAGUGGGGAACCUCCAGAUGUUUCUGAACUCCCAAGAUUCUGUGUGAUCCCUGUUUUCCUUUGGGUCCGAUGUUGGCGCUAAGGGACCACUAACCCAAGACGCUUGAAACGGCUUGUUCUGAACUGUGCUCACAUGGCUUGAAAUGUUCUUUGUCUCCAGGGCAGACCCACGGGCCCCCUACCCCGCCCACCACCCCCAAGACGGACCUCCACCACGGGGGCAAGCAGGAGAUGAAGCACGAGGGGCGCCGCCUAGUUGAGAGCGGCCGGCAGAACAUCGAUUUCAGCAACGUCGACAUCUCUGAGCUGAGCAGUGAGGUGAUCAACAACAUGGAGACCUUUGACGUCCACGAGUUUGACCAGUACUUGCCGCUCAACGGCCACUCUGCCAUGCCGCCUGACCAUGGGCAGAACUCUGCGGCAGGGUCUUACGGGCCCGCCUACCCCCACCCGACCGGCGGCAGCGGGGCUGGAGCCCCCCAGGUUUGGACUCACAAGAGCCCUCCCACCACCUCGCCUCCCUCCAACGAAAGUGGGCAGCAGAGGCCCCACAUCAAGACAGAGCAGCUGAGCCCUAGCCACUACAGUGAGCAGUCCCACAGCUCCCCGACUCACUCCGACUACGGCUCCUACACUGCCCAGGCGUGCGCCACUACUGUGUCCUCGGCCACGGCCACGGCCUCUUUCUCCAGUUCCCAGUGCGACUACACAGAUCUCCAAAGCUCCAACUACUACAACCCAUACCCUGGCUAUGCUUCCAGCCUCUAUCAGUACCCAUACUUCCACUCCUCGCGCCGGCCGUAUGCCACCCCGAUCCUCAACAGCUUGUCCAUCCCUCCCUCGCACAGCCCCACCGCGAACUGGGACCAGCCGGUCUACACAACUCUGACAAGGCCUUGAGAAGGACGGAAGGAGUUGUUGAAGACCUGAGGUCUUCCCUGGACCCCCUCCCCCCCAAAAAAGUAUGCACUACACAAGUUCAGAAAUGGAAUGAAGAAGGCGCAGCCCGUGAAAGGAGCACCCCCAUUUUCCCGUCCCAAGUGCCUCCUGUUCUUCUGUAAUGACUUGGCCAUCUGCUCCAAAACGCUUUUGAAAAGUUUCCAGAAGACAAGAGUUCUAUUUUCUUUAUUAAUAAUAAUAAUUAAUAAUAAUUAAUAAAGCAUCUGGACUGAUGGUUUCCUUUGAAUACAUGAAGGACAGUAUAUUCUAACUCCUCUGUGAGGACUUAAAAGAGAAGUGCCACAAUUCGUACGCAGGACAGUGCAAAGUUAACAAGGAGACGACAAAGGCAUUCCGGGGUCUAUUGCAAUGUGAGGAUGAGUCGGCCUUGGCGCACAGAACCCACCUAGAUUUUAAAAAUCCUAAUCAUUUAAUAAUAUUGAGGGACCACUUGAGAAUCUUUUGGGACCUACCAACCAACUAAUGUCAGAAUUCCUUUGAUUUGUAAUCAAGAGUUCUUCUAAGCAAGGUUUGGCUGUAAUUAACAUUUUUGUUCAGAAGCUUAAAAAAAAAAGUAUGUUAAGCUCAGAAAAAGUGUCUUUUUGUCAUUGUUUUGGGGUAAAUCUGUUAAAUAUGUAUUUAUGUUCUGUGUAAUUUUGUCUUUUUUUGAUUAAUGAAGUAAUUCUGUGCAAGAAGUAGAUUUUUUUUUUUUAAAAAGAGAUUUUAAGGAGCAUAAACUAGUGGAGAAAAUAUGGUUUUCCUGCUCCUUAAAAAGAAGGUGGUGCAGUGCUUUGGUUCAGCCAGUCUUAAAAGCAAAUCUGAAAUGCUUCUCAAAAUAAUUAAAGUGGUUAUGGAAGGAUAUUAUGGAAGGGAAGUGAUGGAUUAGUUUUCAGGGGGAGCAGGGAGAAAAAGAAUCCUUACUGAUGGUAUUUCCUUAUAAUUUGUUGAGGAGUUAUUAUAACAUUGAUACUAAGUUAUAAAUAACAUAUAUUUACUUCUGACCAUGUCGGGCCAGAAAUGAGGUCCAUCAAGUCUAGGAUUCUAUUAAUGAAAUAAACUAGCCAGCUGCUGCUGGGAGCUGAUAAAACAAUGAUCUCAAGGUCCUGCCUGUGGGAUUCCUCCUAAACACCUAUUCUUGGGUUGGACUCGAUGACCCUAAGGUCCCUUCUACAGUUCUAUGAUUCUAAUUAACAGGUAGACUUUUUCUGAUUAUGGUGCUUCUCUUUUGCCAUUGGGGCUUAUAGUCCCUGAGAGCUCCAGCCCUCCAUGAAUUGGUCACUAUCUUUUCCUUUCCCCCAAAAGCCACUGAGGCUCAUGGCAGUACCCUCUCCACCUCAUGAGGUUGAGAAUCCUAAAAAGGCAAUUAUCGGUUGUAUGAAGGAACACUGAGCCUAUUGCCAAUGGGAUCCAAAGGAAGGUAACCCCCUCCCCAAGGUCCAGUAUUAUGGGAGAGGGAGGCAAACUCCAUAGGACUGGUCCUGGAAUGAUCAACAAUUGUGUCUCAAGAGUCUCUUAAAACAAAAAUAUUGACAGGGUUUAACCAGUUCCUAGUUAUGGUUUUUCAUGCUUAUUCCUUCCUGGAAAUGGUUAAAAACAGGCCCAAUGUUAAUUUGGAAGAGCUCCCUUCUCUCUCCAGCGAGGCUACUUCAGCAUGAAUGUGGAAAAAGGAAAAUGGCAAUAAGCCUACCCUCCCCAUGCCAAUUAGUUUCAACACAUUAAAUUAAAUUUGAAGGCAUCAUUGGAUUUUGGGACUGUGCUUGGGAGCACAGCUCGUUCUUGAGAAAUUACAUUUUAAGCAGAAGUUACGGAUUGAGUUUCACUUUAAUGUUGCCUAUUUAGGGACCAGAUGUCAUCCUUCAAAGCUGUGAAAAUAAAAACGUUCUCCACUAUAUUUUGGUUAGUUUUUUAGAUGUAGACUAAUAUUUUGUUGAUGUUUUGUUCCAUUGUAUGCUGAGCAUAUAAUAACCAUCCAACUCUAAUGGUAACGUUGUGCCUUUUAAAAGAAAACUUUAUAAAUCUUUAAAACUUUCAGAGGUUAUCUUAUCUUUUCUACGUUUUCAUAUUCUUGGGGGUUUUUGUUUUUGUUUCCAUUUUGCUGAAAGGUGUUUCUUCCUUCUUUUCUUUCUUUCUUUUUUGCAUAUUGCCUUUUGGGAAUUUGGGGGGAGGUGGGAGAACAAAACGGGGAGGGGCAGCAGCGGCUCCUUAUGCAAUCUAUUUUUCUGUAAAGUUUGAAGGUCGUCUGUUGUUAUCUGUUCUGUUCACUAGCUUUUGACUAAGUACUGCUAACUUUUGUACAGGUCCAUUUGAUAAAAUUAAAAAAAAAAUGCCUUUUA